AUGGUUCGCCUUCUCCCCGCCCUCGUGGUUCUAUUUUUGGGCCAUGCAGUCGCGGAUGAUCUAUCGGCUUGUUCAGCCGGCUGCAUCAAUUCAGUGUUCGCUGACCCGAGUUCACUGAAAUGCGCCCAGAACGACAAGUUAUGUGUCUGUGACGCAGGGGACAACUUCUCGUUCGCCAUUCGGGACUGCAUUACCCAGGCUUGCGGGGUGACCGGCGACGCCCUCAAUGGUCAGCUGGAAGCUGCGAAGGGUUCUGCUAAGAUCCAGUGUGACAGUAUCAAGGCUUCAGCAGGUGUGACUGCCACCCCGGCUCCAGCUCCAGCCACAACGGAGGCACCAGCACCAACGACGACAACUGCUGCACCUGAAACCACCGAAGAGGCUACGACGAAACCUGCUACCACUGAAGCCACGAGCACGGCUGCGCCUGUCACGACAUCUGAAUCAACGACCACUGCACCUACUACCCUGGCAACCUCGACGCAGAGUUCGUCGGCCAGCAAGUCCAGCGCUGUAACUUCUUCUUCCUCCACAACAGGCACUCGGACCACAGGUGCUGCGCAGACUACUAGCAGCUCGAGUUCUGAUGCGGCUACCUCGCCUUCAGCCGACGACUCUUCUUCGGGUGGGCUCUCCGUUGCCGCAAAGGCAGGAAUUGGCGCCGGCGCCGGUGUGGCCCUGAUUCUCUUCGCCAUCCUUGCAUGCUGCCUUUGCUCGCGAAAACGCAAGAAUACGAAGCCGAACGCAACUUCGAAGCGUCCGUUCCGCAUUCCCACCAUGCAGAUCUCAAGGCCUUUGCCCGGAUCAGGCCGGCAAUAUGCAAAUGACCUCGAGGCAGCCAAGGCUUCAGCCUUGUCAACACACUUCCGUAACGACGUGGUUGCUCCUAUAAAGCCCGUACGAUAUAGUCCAUCGGUGGUUUCAUCACAAUACUCACCAAAGUCGGCCUACGCACCAUCGCGCCCUUCGCGCGAGGAUGAACACGAUCUUUUAGCCCGUCGUUAUGAAGACAUGAUCCCGAGAGUAAAGCCGAAGACCGUGCUGUAG
Messenger RNA from Neoarthrinium moseri, 1047 nucleotides. RefSeq lists its product as uncharacterized. The transcript is spliced from 4 exons. The record is from RefSeq and is a predicted model, not a curated record. The coding region runs from base 1 to 1047 and encodes 348 amino acids. NCBI's taxonomy places the organism in Eukaryota, Fungi, Ascomycota, Sordariomycetes, Amphisphaeriales, Apiosporaceae.